UGCUCUUCCAGCGAGCUGCUAUUGGCUGCUUGCUGCCCAGCUGUAAGGGGCGGGGCAAGCGAGGGUUUGGUCGCUGGGGGGUGACGCCACUUUGUGCGCAUGCUCGGUUUGAUUUGGUGACACCGGGAGACAAGGCGGCGGACAUGGCGGACGUUGAAGAAACAUUAAAGAGGAUCCAAGGCCAGAAAGGUGUACAAGGAAUUAUUAUUGUCAAUGCAGAAGGAAUUCCCAUUAAGAGUACUAUGGACAAUGCAACCACCGCACAGUAUGCAGGUCUAAUGCAUCAUCUAGUGACAAAAUCCAGAAGCUCAUUGCGGGAUAUUGACCCCCAGAAUGAUCUGACAUUCCUCCGGUUGCGAUCAAAGAAAAAUGAGAUCAUGAUUGCGCCAGAUAAAGACUACAUGUUGGUGGUCAUCCAGCAGCCGUCGGAGUGAUCACGCCAUUGGUCGCAGCAAUCCUCCUUUUUUAUUAUUGAGUAUGCCGCCUCCUCCGUAUUUAUUGGUUUGUGGACCUGCCUAGAGCAGAAUCUGAAUGGUGAACACCAAGACCCCCCCACAGAUCACGACUACAUGUAUGCCUACUUCUCACACCUGCUGUCCUGGGUACUCUUUGCAGAGAGGAAUACAGUACAUUGGCCUGCUGUUCUAUAGCACUGGUGCUCGUCUCCGGUCCUCGGGGCCCCUAACACUGUGCAUGCUUUUCUCUCCCCAUUACUAAUGAGAACGUGUUGCUCUGUUAUGCUGAACAUGCAGUCUCUUUUUAUAUUUGAUCUGUCCAAAUUACCAACAUUUGUGUAAAUGUGUGGGGUUUACUCAUUGUGUAUGGAUUUAGGUCUUUUCACUACUUGUUUCUAGUUUUUAA
This is a messenger RNA of Rana temporaria (common frog), 861 nucleotides long. RefSeq names its product dynein light chain roadblock-type 1 (gene DYNLRB1). Bases 144 to 434 code for a protein of 96 amino acids. Gene Ontology annotation, biological process: microtubule-based movement. Gene Ontology annotation, molecular function: dynein intermediate chain binding. Gene Ontology annotation, cellular component: cytoplasm; centrosome; cytoplasmic dynein complex. The record is from RefSeq and is a predicted model, not a curated record. The transcript is spliced from 4 exons. NCBI's taxonomy places the organism in Eukaryota, Metazoa, Chordata, Amphibia, Anura, Ranidae.